AAGGUACAACCAUGAUGGCGUCGCGAAUCAUGCAUGGUCGAAGAGAAGGACAAACGAGGGGUAAUUUCUUGACGUAAAUACCUAUUCUUGCGAAGAUUUCUAGAGUUUAACCAUUUUUCUUCCUUUCUGGUUUUGUAGAUUUCGCUGGAAAUACUCUUAGUGUCAUUCCCGCUGGAGUUAAUCCGCGAGAGGUGAGCUUGGCCAUGCAAACAAGCUAAAAUUUAUUCGCACAUACUCUGUAUCAAUCAUAAAGUUUUUUUCCUGCUCGCUCUGGGAAAAGUGUUUCAUUCAUUUAUUAAAUAGUCACGGAGCACCGUACUACCUUUACAGGUAACUGUUCUUCAGCCUGAAACAUGGAGACGAAUACAAAAUAGCCUGUCGGGUUAUAACGAGGAAAAAGAGCGAUUGCAAGCGAAGAUGAAAGAACGAGAAGAACUCCAUACUUUUUCUAAGGAUUCUGUUAAACACUGGGAAAACACGAUAGAGGUUUGUUGUUUUAAUUUUUAUUUUCCUACAAGUGCUGCAGAUCAAACAAUUAAACCUAUUAGUUUUCAAGCGAAAAAACUGCAUUCGGUUACCCUCAUACGUGUAUUUGGCGGCAGCUACCAAUAGACUCCCGAUAACUCGAACCUUUAAGGGAAAUAGAAAAAAGUUCGAGUUAUCGGGAGUUCCAGUUAUCGGGAGCUCGAAGAAAAUAGCCGAGAGUAUGGAAAAAAACAGUUUUUACUGCACAGUGAACAUUUUAAUCACAUUUAAUCGUAGAAAUGUCAAGUGAAAAUUAAAAGAUACUUCUAGAUUAUAAAUCAGAACCUAACGUAACAAAACAUAGCCUAAAUAGAGCAUGCGUUUUACUGUUUUUGAGAAGUAAAGCUGCUUCAUGUUAGCCUGUUACAAUCAACAUCAGCCUCCACUAAUAAACUACCCAAGCUACCCUGGGUGGGCCAAGUCUUCCUACGUUUCUUUUAAAACUAGGCAAACCAUUUACAUGAAGAACAAAAAGUUGGCUCUGCCAGAAGUGUGACUUGCCUUCAUGUAGCAGGGUCACUCUUGACGGUGUAGGGUCAACCUCCCAGCUGGGCCAACUUUUCUCCACACAAAGUCUUUGGCUUGCACAGCCAGGUCAACUCAGUCAAGGCAAGACAAUCAGAGCAUUGGCGUGGGCUGUUGGCUCGGGCAAAGGGGGUUCUUUUUUUUCUUACGUAAGAGCUCACUAAAGGUGACUGAGCUGGGAGGGAGACCCCCUUUCCUGUGACAACUUUUCCCAACAUAAAAGGGGCCUAAGAUUUAUCCUAAUUUAGACCAUCAGAUUGUUGUUAUAUACAGGACACUUUAUAACAUAUUAGUAGUUGUUCUCAAGUGUUCAAUAUUUAACUGGUGAGUUUUCCGUGAAACAAUUCCCUUAUGUUUUUUUCUGUACAUGUAGGGUCAACGGCUCAAGAAAUUGCAAGCUCGACAAAUAAGAGAAGAAAAGGAAGAGGUGAGAAGAUUUUAAAAAAUGAUUACUUUUAACCUUUUGAAAAGAAGGUAAAGAUAAUUUACAAGACAGGGCCAGGUUGUUCAAAGCAGGGUUAAGAUAACCCAGGGUUAGUGCGAAAUUUCAAUUCAGAUAUGAAAGCUUAAAAAGAAAUUUCAGUUUUCUUUUGGGCUACAAUUUGAUGAUUGGAUGCUAAACAAAGAAUCGAGAAAAUUAUCUGGGAAAAUGCUUUUGAACAAAAGACGAAGAAUUCUAGGUUAAAAUUUAACCCCAGGUUAGCGCUAAUCGGCCUUCGAGCAACUGGGCCCAGGGCUAUAGCUUGCUGGAGAUGCCGUACAUCUGUAAUGGUCCUCUAUGCAGAGGUAAGGACUUAAGUAAAUGUUUAACAUCAUUAAUAAAACCAUCUUUUUUUAUCAACAGGAAGAAAGAGUAAAGAUUGACAUUGAGGAAGCUAAGCACCAAGCACAGAAAAGAAAAGAAGCCAUUGAACGAGCCAAGACCCUUCAGUACUACCAAACAGAUAGAGUCAAGACGUUUCAUGUAAGAGAUUAAAACCUACAAAAAUGCUGUGACUAUACAAAUAGAACUCAUCCGUAUCACAUACAUGUACUGCAUUAUCAGUGAUGGACCCAGACCUUCAGAAUUGUUGGGGGGGGGGGGGGGGGAGUCAUCCAGACCCUGAGAUAAGAGGGGCCCGGUCUUCAACAAACAUUUUUUCGGCCCUUCAGGCCUCAGUUUGGUCCGAAAAGCAGGGGGGGCCCUCCCCUGGAUCCACCACUUAUUGUAUCACAGAAUUUUCUUACCACUGGUCAUUUGUACUUUCCAGGGUGCCCUGCUUCUAACAGAGGUUCUAAAGGAGAGAGAUGCCCAGAUAGAAAUGAAGAAUGGAAAACUUGAUGCAGAAAAGAUUAGAGAAGAGCACCUCUUGAGACUGCAGCAGAGGGUAAGGUUUCCCAUCAGUCAACAUAAUAGUGAAUAAUACAUUGAACUAAAAUAAUUUUGACAUUUUUAAAAAUUCUGCAAAUUGUUUCUUUGUCAUGAAUUGAGGGGUGAAAGUCUCCGAGAUACAAUUACCUCUGUACCUAAAUUCCUAUAUGUAGAAAAUGUUCACGUCAGAAGCAUUUUUUUAAGUUAAACCAUGCUCAAACCCCUCAGUACAUUAAUGCACAUGUAGUAAUUGAAGUACUUAAAAGCAAGUUAUGGGUCUCAGAAUAAUUGUUUCAACUGAAUUCACCAAGGCUAGCUUUGUAAUUGGAUUGUUUUCAAGUGCUUACUCCCCAUAUAGUCAUGAAAAUUUAAUAUUUGUAUCUUCAGCAACGUGAGGAGGGAAUUAUGGAAGAUCAGAGAAGAGCUCUGAGGAGGUAUAAUGAAAGGAAAGCAGUGUCAGAUUUCCAAAAACUCCAGUAAGUACUAAACCUUUUAGUAAUUUAUGAAUACUGACUUAAGUGAGAAAUUCUGCAAUACCUUCUGAGCUGCCAAAGGUAGUGAAAUAGUGGCAUACAGUAUACUAGGAACACUGCAGUAUUAGGUUUGAACUUGAGGUUAGAAGAUCUAGUGUAAUAUAAUGCUGCAUGGUGGUUUUAAACCAAUGCCACAAUCAUAAUAUUUAAAGGGGUCUCAGUGGAAAAGGGGUGCAUCUAAAAAUAGAGGGUUAUUCACUUUCACUUCUCAGAAUCCUUGAUCAUAUUGAAGAAUCAAAAAAAGGAAAGGAAGCUGACGUGGAAGAAGGCAGAAAUAUUAAGCAGCAAGUUGACAUGUAUGAGGCUGCAAAGCAAGCUAUUGAAGAACAAAGGAGAAAAGUAAGUUAAGGUUUUCUUAGUGAUAACUGGUUUGAGAAAGGGCAGUUUUGGAAAUUCUUUGGUAAUCAAAGGACAAAAUUAUCACAGUAAUGUACACACAUUUUUGUACUUCCUUACAUUUGUGAUACCGGUACUCAUAAAGUGAAAAAUUAUAAUUAUAGAAGGUUAGUUAAGUUAUUAAAAGAAAGAUUUUGAAGUGAAACUUUGGAAUCCACGGAGAUUACACAUAAAAAUUAUAACAAAUUUGCAACUCAUGCUGUAUGAAAAAGGCUGGAACUUCAACCAAAAUGGCAACUAGUGAUGUUGAUUUAUUAUAACUAACUGUUUUUAAAGCCCAUUUUGAUAAAUUUUCAUUAAUUAUUUUAAAGGAAAAGAAAGAGAUUAUGGAGGAACAUCAGGCACAGCUUGCCGAUAGAGAAGUAUGUUUGUCACUAACUUUUCCUGAAAUAAUAGCUAUCCCGCUGUAGAUUUUCCACAUAAUUGUUGGAAAUGCUUGUAUGGUUUAUUCAGGUUUGUUCCCCUCUUGAAAUGAUCAUCCCACUCCCAUCCUACGUCCUCUUUCAGUUCUUAGCCAGCCUGCCUGCAGCCAUGUGCUGUAUCUAAUAAUCUUAUUUGUUUCUUGGGGAAGAGUCCCUUGGAGCAUUUCACCUUUUUGAACUGAUACAGGUUCACGUGUAUUCACUCCUGAAACUGAAAAGACACUAUUUCGUGCUGACUUAAUGUUUUUUCAUUUUAAUUUUCAGAGAAGACGACAAAUUGAACAGAAGAAAAUUGAAGAGGAAGAGGAGGAAAUCAGACAGUUCGGUCAAGCUAAAAAGGUAAUAGUCGUAAAUUUAAUUUUAUACACUGUAGAUAUCACCAGAAAGAUAAGGUCCAUUUUAAAUGACCGUGAAUGGCAAGUAAACCCAACUAUAAACUUGUUCACAUACUGUACAAUCCGCAUCACUCACACAUGUCUAUUGGGGUUCAGUUUUAUCUGUGGUUUAAAUAAAGCUGAUUAACUCUAAAAAGUGUCAAGUAAACAGCUAAAUGAACAUCGUGGAACUUUUUCUUUGUUAUACAGAAAAUGGCAAAGAUGCGUAAAGCGAAGGAAACAGAAUUAUUCAAGUAAGUACUAACAAGAAGCGUACAAAAUACUUAAUGAAAAACCGAAGUGAAAGUGUCGUUUUUAACAUUUUUGGAAACGAUCUAAAACUUGUGUAGUUCUUCUUGCAACCACAUUUAUAUAGCUGCAGAUCGGUCAUCUCGGUUCUUAAACAUUCUUUAAAGAAGAUUCGCUUUGAUUUCUAUUAAGAGUUUUAUUCAGGUACUCCGCCCGAUAAAUGUUGUCGCAUCUCCUACACUGUUCUCAAAAUACUGUCUCUCUUUUUUUCAGUGCCUUCCAAGAACACACACAGCGGAUGAGAAAGAAGCUAGCUAACCAAAGACAACAAGAAGUUGAUGAUGAAGAUGACCGGAUAGCAAAGGCUGUGGCGGAUAGGGAGAGGAAGCGUGAUGUAUGUGCCUGUUUUCUUAUAUACGUUGUAGAAAGUACGUUUUUAAGUGUCAAUGUAAUUAGCACGAAACUACUAAUUGAGGACACCGUUUGUCUCCUAUUGGAGACGGGACCGCCAUUUUUCGCGGUCAUCCGAGCUACGCGAAUAUCCAGCCGUUUGCAGGGCAAAUGAAAUACCUUCAUUUCUCAGUUAUUUUUAGAUCUGAGUGUACAGUGCAGCUGACAGUGUAGGUCAGGCGCUCUACCGACUGAGCUGUUAUCAAGUAAAGAAACUUGCCGGUUGUUGAAAAAAAGCUCACCUGACAACGGACCCAUCGAUAUGUCUGUGAGGGUAUUGGAUUUUUAAAAUUCAAUCCAUGAAGUUAUCUUUCAUAGGAAAUCUAAAAGUAAAGUGUUUAAUCUUUCUUAUGAUAUGAAAAUUUUCCUGAAUGUUUUUAGGCCGAAGAAAGAGAAAAAUACGAGGCAGACAUGAAGGAGAAGAGGGAAAUUCACGAUCACAGAAUUCACAUGGUAAUAACUGUAGUUAUUAUUACGUACUACCUAAAGUAACCAAGACUAAAGCAAGAAAAAUAUGUACGACUCUUCAUCUUUGAACAUCUUCAUUUUUUAUCCUUUUCUUUUUUUUCUUUUUUAGAUGAAAGAGAAUGAACGCCGAACAAGAGAAGAAGCAAACAAAGACCGUGAAAUACUUCGCAAGAGAGUCGAAUCUGAUAAACUGGUACGUGAACAGUCAGGUUCCUUCGGCUUGAGAAUAACACGCAGAGGCUAGAAAAGUGUAACCUGCGUAGCAAGCUCUCCAGUUGGGGGAUAUCGUGAAAAGUAGAUGCGCUAGAGGCACGCGAGAGGAGUCCCGAAAGGGGGAGCGGUCCCUCGCGGCCUCGCCGCUGGCUCACGCUUUCUUGCGCGGCUCGCUUCUCUCGUCCAAAUAUGAGAGCUUGCUCCAAGGCUAACGUAGCUGCGAAAAUGCGCUUCUUUGUCCUCGCGGCUUCACCGCUCAUAUGCGCGCUAGAAAUACCGCCAGAUACGGAGGUUAAAAAAGUGCAAUUUUUUUCAAGGCUUCCUCUUUAAAAUGAGAUUUAAGAUGCUAACACUUUUUGCCGUCGUUUGCUUUAUUAGUACCACAUUAAACAGGAGGAAAAGAGAUCAGAGCAACUAGGGGAAAACAAGAAAUUGAAAGAGUUCCAAACACAGCAAAUCGUAAGUAGAGUUGGCGCGCAGUUAUGACCUUGCAGAAAUUUUGCAAACACCUUGCACCCAGGGAAGGGUUGCUUACAACGUCACCAUUCAUUAAUCGAUGCCCUUAGUUAUUAUCCCAAUGGCAGCCGUUGUUGAAAAGGACAAUCUUCAACGCAUUGUGCACGAGAUAAGUAAUCAAAAAGUGCGCCCACCGUGUCGAGUCAGCCCGGUAAAGCAGCAACCCGUUUAACCAGGCUGGCUUUCCUUUAGCUAGUAUCAGGCGUUUUCGCGCUCCAAAUAAACAAGCCGUAAUUGGGAAGGUCUUUGUUGGCAGUCCAUGGGUUUACACAUCUUAAUACAUAUAUUUCGACAGGCUGAAUUAAAAGACCGUAAACAUCAACUUAGAGCAGCGGAAUUAGACCUGGAUAAACGCAACGAAGCCCUACUCAGGUCCGAAGAGGUUCAGUUCCAGGAGUACGCAAACAAGGUCAUUUCAGAGGCCAAGGAGAACGGCCGUAAUCCGUACCCACUCAUCAAGGCCUCUCAGGAGGGCCCCGGAGGUGGAAGAGGCCCCAAAUAUGAAGGCAAACAAGGUCUUAGACCCAGCUAUCUUGUGUGUGAUGGGACAGGGGUACAGUUGCCUAAUUACCACAGUGGUACCGUACAAGGCUCCCAUACCAAGAUUUACGGCCGUCCAGCUGAAAGUAUGAAGAGACUAGGCUUUACUUGGUGA
Porites lobata is the source of this 6677-nucleotide messenger RNA. The record is from the annotation of a GenBank genome assembly. Lineage: Eukaryota; Metazoa; Cnidaria; Anthozoa; Scleractinia; Poritidae.